AAGAGUUUAUUGAGAGUCAACAUCCUGGAGUAUGGAAAUUAUGGUAAAACUAACAGCUCUCUUACUUUUGAUUCAAGUUUCUCUUGGAGAGGAAUAUGUUUCAGAGCUAUGUCGAGAAGAACUAUCAGCAGCAAUAAACAAAUUUGGGAUUGAUAUAUACAUGAAGAUAUCUGCAAGCCAUCCAGGUGAAAAUGUCUUCUUCAGUCCAAUCAGCAUUACAACUGCUUUGUCUAUGUUGAUGCUUGGCGCCAAAGGGAAGACAAAAUCUCAAAUGGAGGAGGUGCUCUAUACAACUGAUCUAAAAAGUUGUCUUCACGAGACGUACCAAUUUUUUGAGAAAAAUCUUUAUGGAAGUGAAGGAGGACCAGUCCUUGAAUCGGCAAAUAGGUUAUAUCCUGAUCAGACUUUAGAUGUGAUUGACAGUUUUGAGGAAGAUAUAGCAAAAUAUUAUAAUGCUUCUGUUCAGAAGCUUGAUUAUAAAGAUUCAGAUGCAAGUAGGAGGACUAUAAAUGACUGGGUAUCGCAACAGACAAACAGAAUGAUACAAAAUGUGCUACAGGAAGGUUCAAUUGACCAAAAUACAGUCAUGGUGCUCAUUAAUGCUAUCUACUUCAAAGGCAACUGGCUCAACCAGUUUGACAUAUCAGAUACAUCUGUCGAGAGUUUCAUAACUGAAACAGGUGAAGAAAUCAAUGUUAACAUGAUGUAUCAAGAAGAUCUAUUUUAUCAUUACUAUGACAAUGACUUGAAGGCACAAUUUCUUGAACUACCAUAUGAAGUAGGUAAAAAUGAUGGAAGUGUUGACAUCCGCAUGGUUAUUAUUCUCCCAGAUGAAGAUUUUGCAAUCACUGAACUUGAAAAGGAACUCACAGAUGAGAACCUGGCUAAAGCUUUAGAUGAGCUCCAGUAUUGGCCAACACCAACAUAUUUACAUGUACCAAGAUUUGACUUCAAGGAGAAAUAUCAGCUUCACUCUAUUCUGGAAGAGAUGGGAAUGGACGAGUUGUUCUCUGCAAGUGUCAAUCUAAAUGGUUUCAGUACUGAUCCCAGAGUGGAUGUCUCAACUGUUAUACAUGAGGCAGCUGUUGUUGUCAAUGAAAAUGGUUCUGAAGCUUCUGCAGUGACAGUCAUAGGAGGAGGGAGAUCAGGUUAUAUUCCUGAUCCUGCAACUGUUGAAUGUGACAGGCCAUUCCUGUUCCUUAUCAGGGAGGUGAAAGAGGUAGUGAGUGGAUGGUCAACAAAAACAAUUCCUGGACCAAUUUUAUUCUUUGGAAAGGUUUCUGUGCCGGAGAAGACCAAGAAUCCUAAAUGUAAUGGAAAAAAACUGCGUAGAUGCAGGGAGAACUGUAGGCCAAAAUGCUUUGAAGCUAACAAGAAGUUCCCAAGUCCUAGGAAUAAAUGUCCUUCCUGGGUUGGCUUAAUGAAAAAAUACAAAAAAUGCAAGGCUGUAUGUCGUCAGAAGCAGUGUGUGCAAAAUUGUUAA
This is a messenger RNA of Owenia fusiformis, 1483 nucleotides long. Lineage: Eukaryota; Metazoa; Annelida; Polychaeta; Sabellida; Oweniidae. The record is from the annotation of a GenBank genome assembly.